Molecule: messenger RNA, 1808 nt
Organism: Drosophila mauritiana
Lineage: Eukaryota; Metazoa; Arthropoda; Insecta; Diptera; Drosophilidae
Product: arrestin domain-containing protein 3
Exons: 4
Coding region: 140-1429 (429 amino acids)
Biological process (GO): protein transport
Cellular component (GO): cytoplasm
Source: RefSeq, a predicted model, not a curated record
UCACUUCGGGUGCGACGCUUGUCUGGUGCUGAAUAAAUUCACGUUGCGCGUCGCCACUGAAUAAUAUCUGGAACUUCUAAAUAUAUGUGCCAGCACCCACAUAUUAAAGAAUAGAUUGCGUUUCCUAGGCGAUUCCAAAAUGCCUUCCAGCUGCUCUUUUGAGCUCGAUCGCCGCGAACCCAUUUACUACAGUGGAGAGACGGUCAAUGGAAUUGCCAUUUUGACAACAACAUCUGAAAAGUCUGUAAACGAGGUAUACAUUCUUUUCGAGGGCGAGGCCAAGGUGCGAUGGGAUGAGCGGCGAACAAGGACAAGAGGUGGAAAGACCGAGCACUACACGGAGUAUUUCCGAGGCAAGCAGCAGUACUUGUACACCCGGACAUCGGUCUUUGGAUCCGGGAAUCUGCCGCCAGGUACGCACACCUACAACUUCUGCAUUCCACUGCCCCUGGAAUGCCCCUCUUCAGUGGUGGCGCAGUACGGAAAAAUCUUCUACGAGGUAUCCGUGAUCAUCGAUCGCCAGUGGCGCUUCAACAACGUCUUCAAGCAGCCACUGACGGUCAUACAGACCUACAACCUCAACAUGAGCCCCCAAUUGCUGAUGCCCCUAGUCCGAGAGGACAUCAAGCACUUUUGCUGUUGGCCCUGCAGUUCAGGCCCGGUUCUAUCGACGCUAACAAUACCCUUUGGUGGUUAUGCGCCUGGUCAGAAGAUACGCUUUACUCUGGAGAUUGACAACCAGUCGAGUGGUUAUGAUCUGGAUGGCAUCGAAGUGAAACUAAAGCAGAUCUACAAAUUCCAAGCUCAGACGCCGCACCAUAAAACCCGCGAAAUGGAGCACAGCCUGAACAAAAGUUGCCAGCAGGAGCGUGUUUUGAGGCUCUCGAAGAAAAAAAUUGAAGGAACCCUGGCUAUACCAGCGGUACCUCCCUCUUCCCGCUCCGAAGGCAUCAUUUCCGUUAGUUACCAAGUGAUCCUCACGAUCAGCACUGGCGACUGCCACGUGGACUCGGACUUCGAGGUGCCGAUUGUAAUUGGCACCAUACCAUUGAUCCAAAGUGCCGAGAAUCCCGCCAGUGCAGCACAAUGGAUACCGGAAACACCGGACACUCCGGCCGGAGCAGCCGCAGAUCUGCCUCCCAGUUAUGACAAGUGCAAACCACCAACCUUCGAGGAGGCCACAAACUUUGGUGAAAGGUUCAUCGACAUCGAUCAGGAUGAGCACAAUCGCACGGAUGACUUUAUUCCGCGUUACCCCAUGUACACCAACUUUGCCAUGCCAUCGGCUCCACCUCAACCCCCUGAAGAGUUCGGUGCCAAUAAACCAGUUCCCGUUCUGUCACUACCUCAUGAUAACACAGCCCCAUUGAUCGGUCAAAAUAAUACUGACCGCACAUCACGAUCCUACGGUUGGAACGCUAACUCUUGAAAAAAAGAAGACAUAAUCUCAUCAAAUGAUUUUACUUUGGAUGUUACUUAUAAACAUAGUUUAGCCGUCUAUCGUGUUUCUGCUAAGAAACUAAAUCUCAGGAAUAUAUUUAACUUCUACAACCAAAUACAACUAUAAAUACUCAAAUUCUUAGAAUCCAUUGUUAAAAAUCGUAUCUAACAAGGCAGAUUGAACUUUGCGCUACAAUGUUCUUAGACAGCAAAAAUGUAUAUUUCAGUUUUCAAUAACAAAAUAUUAAUUAUUUAAUCUAAGAACCUUUGAAUAAGUCAACAACAAUGAAAUUUGCUAGUUUAGAAAGUCAUCAAUGAACAAAAUUCCCCUGAAAAUAUAUUUUAAAUUCCAUAUUCUUAGCGAAACA